Messenger RNA from Schistocerca gregaria, 676 nucleotides. RefSeq lists its product as uncharacterized. Lineage: Eukaryota; Metazoa; Arthropoda; Insecta; Orthoptera; Acrididae. The transcript is spliced from 2 exons. The record is from RefSeq and is a predicted model, not a curated record. Bases 1 to 540 code for a protein of 179 amino acids.
AUGACAUCGGCAGAACUCCAGCAGAAACUUCAAGAAAUAAGGGCUCGUAGGAGACGUAGAGAGCUUUACUUGUCUGCGAAAGAAAGGUUGUUGACAAUGGUUUCAUUUGGCAUGUACAACAAAGAGAAACAAUCUAUUAAAAGUUCAAUUUUGGUCGAUGAACAACAGAUUGAUGUGACUGCUGAUAGACCAGAGUCCCCUUCAGCUGACAGCUUGCAUUCGAGCAUAAGUAGCCUGGAUGUGGAAAUAGCAGAGGGUGAAGGGACAGUGUUGCGGUGGUACACUACUGUAAUUCGUAUUAUAUAUAUUCUUUUGUGGUGUACACUAUAUGCAGUAGCUGUGCAGAUGGAGUUCGGUGUUAUAUACCUAAUUGUGUCAGCAUUGUGUCUUAUUUGGCUAAACACAAGAGUUGGUCCUAAGAAGAAAGGAGAAAUAAGUGCAUACUCAGUUUUCAAUCCAAACUGUGAGUCAAUAGAUGGUACAUUGAAAGCUGAGCAGUUUGAAAGAGAAAUCAGAUACGGGGCAGCAAGUGUCCACUGACAUUUCCUACAUCUAUGUUCAUGGAAUAUUGUUAGUGCCAGGAUUUGUCACAUAACAAGAUGGCACAGAUAUAUGAAAGAAGCAUCUCACAUUUUACAAAUAAAACUGGCAAAACUCUUCUUGUCAACAAAAUGUA